AUGUCGCACCAGUAUACUGAUCAGUAUGCGGAUCCAGUAGAGGAUGGUCAGUUUAGGGGCCGCGGCGAUGGGAUGCGAAAGGAAGAAAAGGCCCAUCUCGAGCAACCGAAUUCCGAGUACGAGGAUCCGUUUGGCAGUGAGGAAUUCGCCGAAGUCAAAUAUCGAACGUUGACCUGGUGGCAAUGUGGAAUGAUCAUGAUCGCCGAAACCAUCUCCCUAGGUAUCCUGUCAUUGCCUCAGACAGUGGCCACCAUUGGAAUGAUUGGAGCGGUGAUUUUGAUUGUGGGUUUGGGUGCUCUGGCUACUUACACAGGAUAUGUCAUCGGGCAAUUCAAACUUCGUUACCCCCAUGUCCACAGCAUGGCCGACGCCGGUGAGGUUCUAUUUGCGCCGCUGGGAAUACCUCGAUUCGGAAGAGAGUUCCUCGGUACUGCGCAGCUACUCUUUCUCAUUUUCAUCAUGGGCAGCCACAUCUUGACCUUUACCGUGAUGAUGAAUACCCUGACCAACCACGGCACUUGCUCCAUCGUGUUUGGUGUAGUCGGUUUGGUCGUAUCAUUCAUCUGCGCUCUGCCAAGAACCCUACGAAAGGUCUCAUGGUUCUCCUUUGCCUCCUUUGCAAGUAUUCUUGCUGCCGUGUUCGUGACAAUGAUCGCCAUCGGCAUCCAACGACCCGGGCACGGUGUUGUGGAGGCGACACGCCAUACCAGUCUGGCCAAUGGGUUUCUCGCGACAACAAAUAUCGUCUUCGCUUACGCCGGUCACGUCGCAUUCUUCGGUUUUAUUUCAGAAAUGCGCAAACCUACCGAGUAUCCCAAGACGCUCUACUUGCUACAGGGCACCGAUACCACACUGUAUCUUGUCGCAGCUGUUGUCAUUUAUUACUACGGAGGGCCGGAUGUCAAGUCCCCUGCUCUCGGCUCCACUUCCUCCGUAACGGCGAAAGUGGCCUACGGACUAGCGAUUCCCACGAUCGUCAUCGCCGGAGUGAUCAAUGGACAUGUUGCUGCCAAGUACAUUUAUGUCCGCGCCUUCCGUGGUUCUGACCACAUGCACAAGAGAAGUUUCCUCUCAGUUGGAACCUGGGUUCUUAUUACCCUGAUUCUCUGGGUGAUCGCAUGGGUGAUUGCAGAGGCAAUCCCCGUCUUCAGCAACCUACUGGGCUUAAUUGUUGCCCUCUUCGCCAGUUGGUUCACAUAUGGACUAAGCGGUAUCUUUUGGUUGUUCUUGAAUUGGGGAAACUACACUAGAUCGGCUGGGAAAAUAUUCCUGACCUGCCUCAACCUGUUCGUGUUUGCAGUCGGAGCUGUCUUGUGUGGAAUGGGUCUUUGGACAUCUGGCGUGGCGAUUCACAACAACGCAUCCAAGUCCAGCUUCUCUUGCAAUGCCAACCAGUAA
This is a messenger RNA of Penicillium diatomitis, 1398 nucleotides long. RefSeq lists its product as uncharacterized. Gene Ontology annotation, biological process: amino acid transmembrane transport. The record is from RefSeq and is a predicted model, not a curated record. Gene Ontology annotation, molecular function: amino acid transmembrane transporter activity. NCBI's taxonomy places the organism in Eukaryota, Fungi, Ascomycota, Eurotiomycetes, Eurotiales, Aspergillaceae. The transcript has 10 exons. Gene Ontology annotation, cellular component: vacuolar membrane. The coding region runs from base 1 to 1398 and encodes 465 amino acids.